Messenger RNA from Procambarus clarkii (red swamp crayfish), 621 nucleotides. RefSeq lists its product as uncharacterized. NCBI's taxonomy places the organism in Eukaryota, Metazoa, Arthropoda, Malacostraca, Decapoda, Cambaridae. The record is from RefSeq and is a predicted model, not a curated record.
AUGCUUCGUGUGAAAGUCAGCAUCACGAUAAGACUUGAAGCACCAAGGUCUCUUGUGACUCCAGACCAUAUAUAUGCUGUCACUGUUGUUACCGCCACAGAUCGUCCUGCUCACUCCAACACCUCCAACAUGAGGUUUGCUUGUAUCGUCGCUGUGGUGACGCUCCUGGUCGUCUCCUGCCACGCCGACCCCGGAGGCUCUGGUGGAGGUAGAGGUGGAGGCUCUGGUGGAGGUGGAGGCUACGGAGGAGGAGGUGGAGGCUCUGGUGGAGGUGGAGGCUACGGAGGAGGUGGAGGCUCUGGUGGAGGUGGAGGCUAUGGGGGAGGUGGCGGAGGCUCUGGUGGAGGAAGUUAUGGAGGCGGUGGAAGUUCUGGAGGUAGUGGCGGAGGAUACGGAGGCUCAAGUAGUAGUGGAGGCUCCAGAGGAGGUGGUGGUGGUGGCGGAGGAUAUGGAGGAUCAAGUGGUGGUGGAGGAGGCUCUGGUGGAGGUGGAGGCUACGGGGGAGGUGGUGGAGGCUCUGGUGGAGGAAGUGGUGGAGGAGGAUAUGGAGGCGGUGGAAGAUCUGGAGGAGGUGGGGGCCACGGAGGCAGUGGAGGUUCUUCAGGAGGUUAUGGAAAGUAA